Messenger RNA from Peromyscus maniculatus bairdii (prairie deer mouse), 3267 nucleotides. Its product is annotated as PAT complex subunit CCDC47. NCBI's taxonomy places the organism in Eukaryota, Metazoa, Chordata, Mammalia, Rodentia, Cricetidae. Gene Ontology annotation, cellular component: endoplasmic reticulum. Gene Ontology annotation, biological process: endoplasmic reticulum calcium ion homeostasis. The record is from RefSeq and is a predicted model, not a curated record. Gene Ontology annotation, molecular function: calcium ion binding.
CGUAACGGACGGCUGAAGCUACGUGAAGUGUAGAGUGCCGUGACUGAGCUACCUGUUCUGGGCUGUGUCCCAGUGACAUCGCGGUCCGCAAAAAUCUUUGCGACCUGAAGGCGGAGGCCAGACACAGGCAGGCUGGGUGGAGGUGGUGGCCUCCGAAGUCCCGGGCCGGGGUGCAGCCUCAGGUGCAGCGUACUUUUUAAGACGCAAUGAAAGCCUUCUACACUUUCUGUGUGGUCCUUUUGGUGUUGGGGCAUGUCUCUGAAGCCAAGUUUGAUGAUUUCGAGGAUGAGGAAGACAUAGUAGAGUAUGAUGAUAAUGACUUCGCUGAGUUUGAGGAUGUCAUGGAAGAUUCUGUUACGGAAUCUCCUCAGCGAGUGAUAAGCACUGAAGAUGAUGAAGAUGAGACCACUGUGGAGUUGGAAGGGCAGGAUGAAAACCAAGAAGGAGAUUUUGAAGAUGCGGAUACCCAGGAGGGAGAUACUGAAAGUGAGCCAUAUGAUGAUGAAGAAUUUGAGGGUUAUGAAGACAAACCAGAUACCUCUUCUAGCAAAAACAAAGACCCAAUAACAAUUGUUGAUGUCCCCGCACACCUCCAGAACAGCUGGGAGAGUUAUUAUCUAGAGAUCCUGAUGGUGACUGGUCUGCUUGCCUAUAUCAUGAACUACAUCAUUGGGAAGAAUAAAAACAGCCGACUUGCUCAGGCCUGGUUUAACUCUCAUAGAGAGCUUUUGGAGAGCAAUUUUACCUUAGUGGGGGAUGAUGGGACUAACAAAGAAGCCACAAGCACAGGAAAGUUGAAUCAGGAGAAUGAACACAUCUAUAACCUGUGGUGUUCUGGUCGAGUGUGCUGUGAAGGCAUGCUCAUCCAGCUGAGGUUCCUUAAAAGACAAGACUUACUUAAUGUCCUGGCCCGGAUGAUGAGGCCAGUGAGUGAUCAAGUGCAAAUAAAAGUAACUAUGAAUGAUGAGGACAUGGAUACAUUUGUGUUUGCUGUUGGCACUCGCAAAGCUCUGGUGCGACUGCAGAAAGAGAUGCAGGAUCUGAGUGAGUUUUGUAGUGAUAAACCUAAGUCUGGAGCAAAAUAUGGACUGCCAGACUCGUUGGCCAUUCUGUCAGAAAUGGGAGAAGUCACAGAAGGAAUGAUGGAUACAAAGAUGGUUCACUUUCUUACACACUAUGCUGACAAGAUUGAAUCUGUCCAUUUUUCAGACCAGUUCUCUGGUCCAAAGAUUAUGCAAGAGGAGGGCCAGCCCUUAAAGCUGCCUGACACCAAGAGGACACUACUGUUUACAUUUAAUGUGCCUGGCUCGGGUAACACGUACCCAAAGGACAUGGAGGCUUUGCUCCCCCUGAUGAACAUGGUGAUUUACUCUAUUGACAAAGCCAAAAAGUUCCGACUCAAUCGAGAGGGUAAACAGAAAGCAGAUAAGAACCGCGCACGCGUGGAAGAGAACUUCCUGAAGCUGACACAUGUGCAGAGGCAGGAGGCUGCGCAGUCUCGGCGCGAGGAGAAGAAGAGAGCCGAGAAGGAGCGGAUCAUGAAUGAGGAAGACCCCGAGAAGCAGCGCAGGCUGGAGGAAGCUGCUUUGAGGAGAGAACAAAAGAAGCUGGAGAAGAAGCAAAUGAAAAUGAAACAAAUCAAAGUGAAAGCCAUGUAAAGUCACCUCGAGGGCUCCGCCCAUCCACCUGUAAGCUCUGCGCCCACCGGAAACGGGAAAAGCACGAGUCCAUUUCCCCCUAAAGUUCACAUAUUCCUGUGACUGAGAAGUUCUUAGUCCACCCUCCCCUCUUGGUUUAGAGUUCUACAGAGGCUGUAGAUACAUUGAAAGGGCUCUUUCACUUAUUUCCUCCCUCAUAAUCAAAUUAGUUUGAUUAUUUUAUGAAAGAAUGGUAUAUAAAGUACGUGUAGUUUAAAAUAUUUUUAAAUUAUAACGUGAAUCAUCAGUGCUUUGGUGUUUGAAGAACAAUCAUGAAAUUUCUAGAUGGGUUGUUGCUUUUUGUUUAAACUGGGCAAUUGGAGUAACUGUGGAGACUGACUCUAAACCAAGACCCCCAGAGUUCCUAUUGGAAUUGCACAAUAAACAUUGCUUGUUGUUUUCCUGUGUCACAUUAAACUUGUGAAAGAAGUGGAAUUUAGAACCGGUAUGUGGUGAUGACUUUCAGAGACCCUAGAACAUAGUGCAGUGUAUUGGUUGUGUGUGGGCGGUGCUGACGACAGUAUUAUAGGAGGAAAGCUCCAGGUGUUAGGAUACUGUAAGUCCACGGCAGAGUCUAGAGGUAGGUAGUACAGGAGCAGUUUCUCCUGGCCUGGUACUAUGAGCUAAUGACAGUGUGAGUGCUGAGUUUGAAGUAGUUGGAUGUUUAUUUUUCCUGAGUAAGAAAGCAUGAAAAGCGAGCUGCUUCACCUAGCUCUGAUCACCGCUCUGUGAGGUCAUAGUGCUUUGCUUGGUUGCUGCAGCCUGUUGGGUCUUCACGGAGAAGCUGUUUUCUGUCUUUCUUAUGAGGCCUCCUUUCUUCUCCCUCUGCUUCUAUCUUGUCCACAGUUGAGGCUGUUAUGUACUUUCUUGAAACAAAUAGCCAUUGAUAUGUAUAAGUAUGCUUUUUAAAAGUGAGCUUUCUUAAAUGAUUGAGAGUUUUGUCUGCCUCUUGAGGCGGGAGCUUUCAUGGGGAGAGGCCCCCCCAUCUGCAUAAGCAUUGGCUUGUUGAGAUCUCUGCAUUUUAUAAAUGCUUCCUACUGAGAAAGCAUUUUUUAAGUCACUCUUUGUACCAGGUAAUUUUUGCUGGGAUGGGAAAGAGUUGUUUUUGUUUUUUGUUUUUUUUUUUUGGAGGGGGGGGACUGGGUGAUGGGUUUUUGUUGAUGCUUUCUGUGUUCUGAGGCAGUAACAGUGAGUUGUGGUGAAAACAAGUGUGUGCUGUUGCCUUGGGAAUUAUAUGGAGUUUUUCAUGUGGCUUUGUCUAGGUUAAUAGAAAUUGUGUGCACUGGGAUAUGCAGGUGUAUGCUUUUUAACAGUUCACAAGUUUUAAGUUAUUAAGAAUAACACAAAAUUGAAUCACUUUAAGGCCAUAUGAUUCUAGACUUAACAUUGUUUUACAAAUCUUUAAAAUACAUUUUAGAAUCAAAAUUGAUGUGCUUAGUAUCUUUUGAGUAAUAUAAGCUUUCUUAAAGUCCCAUACAUUCGGACUGUGGCAGCUAAUUUUGUAAUUUAAGCAUUCAUAUGAACUACCUAUGACAUAUAUUAAAAACUGUUGACAAAAAAAAAAAAAAAA